UAUUUUUAUUGUUGAUUUAUGAAAUAAGAAAUGUAAUGGUGGUCAUCAUAUUUUACAAUUCAGUUAUUGAUUAGUAUUUUUAACAAUUUUUAAGAUGUAGAGUAAACUAUUCUGGAAUUAUGCAUUUGAUGUAAGGAAUCAUGGAAGCUGGCCCUUCAUUUGAAGGGUCUUAUUGGAAGACCAAUGGGAAACCCAUACAUCCCAUCUUCAGUCACCCUGAAGAAGAUGAAGGUGUCUUUUCACCAACUGGGUCAAAUGGAGUCGACGUAUUGAAAGGUUUGAAGACAGAGUCAUCGCUAGACAACAGAGCAAUGACCGACACAAACCAUCUGCACCCGACAAUUGUCGAGGCUUUCUCCCUGCCAGAUCCUAACAACAGCGACACAGACAAAAGCCCGAGAAAGUCCAACCAUAAACCGACGAAUUACACCAUGAAGAAAAAGAAACUCGAACAUUUCAUCGACAAUCUUUUUAAAGUAGCAAAUGAAAAGGUGUCUGUUGAUGAGAACCCAUUAGCUAGAACAAGUAAUUUCGAGAACCGGGAAAGAGUGGACGUGAAGACUGAGAUUGGAGAGACUUAUGUAAAGAGAGAGAUAAAUGUAGAGAACGGAGAGUCUUGGAGUGGCAGUGUGGUGAAAACGGAGAUGACUACCAAGUUAGAGCCGCAGGUUAUGUUAAAGACUGAGGAAGAUAUCAAGCCCACAGAGAGAGUGUUUGGUUGGUGUGACAUUGAGGACAUCGGCUGUCCCGUGGAGGUGGAGAAGGAACUGAAUGUCAAAAAGGAACCACCACCUGCAACAGCCUUUGAGAUCAGUGAAGAUUAUAAACUCAGUCUGUUUGGAAAUCAUGAAGUGAAAGAAGAGAUGAUUGAUGAAUAUGAAAUUAAGCUGGAACCAGAGCCUCAUUUAGAAGAUGAUUUUAGUGACGAAGAAUGUGAUUCUUUCCAAAGCACUCCUGAAGAACAGAUCAAAAUGAGCAAAGAAAAGUUAAAUGAGGAAAAUUCUAUAAUCUCAGAAAAGUCUUUAAUGGAGGCUUGGAAAAAACCCGCAGAAAAGAACUUAAUGAAGAGUUUACUAUACGCCAAGAAAACAAAGCCAAAAGUGACUGAAAAGGAUUAUAGCUGGACUACCAAACCAUCUCGUAAGAAGGGGGAGACGUUUCAAUGUGAUUAUUGUAAAAAGAUUUUUGUUCAAAAAGGUAAUUUGAGGAGUCAUAUAUUCACUUUUCAUAUUAAUCAACCUAAUGAACACAAAUGUGAUACUUGCAGCAAAGUGUUUCCUUACCCCAGCGCUCUCAGGAAGCACAUGUUAAUUCACAGCACUGAAAAGAAAUACAAAUGUGAUAUCUGUGGAAAAUGUUUUGCUUUCAAAGGAAAUAUGAAAGCACACCGAUUUCUUCAUACAGGAAAAAUGCCUUUUUCAUGUGGGAUAUGUGAGAAAAAAUUUCCAACUGAAGCUAGCUUGAAUUGUCACAUAGAUGUUCACAUGGGGAUCAAAGCAUUCUCCUGCACUACAUGUGACAGAAAGUUCCGGAACAGACGAGGACUGGAGAAUCACCAAAGGUUGCACACGGGUGAAAAUAUGUUUGAAUGUAACCUUUGUGAUAAGAAAUACAACUUGAAGACAUCGUUGAACAAUCACAUGCUCCAACAUAGUGGCGAGAAGCCGUAUUCGUGCGACACGUGCAGUAAGGCAUUUGGAACAAAGAAGGCACUCGCUAGUCACAUUCUUAUUCAUACUGGUGAAAAGCCUUACCCUUGUUCUAUCUGCAGCAAACGUUUCAGACUGAGAAGCACGCUCAAGUGUCAUCUGUUAAUACACAGUGGCGUCCAACCUUUCAAAUGCGAGGUGUGUGGGAAAGCGUACAGUAAGAGAAACAACCUGGAGGCUCACAAGAUGACACAUACAGGUGAGCGUCCGUUCGAAUGUACCAUCUGCGAAAAGAAAUUCAUAACAAGGUCAAAUCUCAAGAACCAUGUGGCUUGUCACUCAGAAGAAAAACCGUACGCUUGUACCCAGUGCGACAAGAGGUUCAGAGUAAAAGUCAAUUUGGAAAACCAUUGUAGGAUUCACACUGGAGACAAACCAUUUGCUUGCGAGAUGUGUGAUAAGAGAUUCUGCCUGAAGGGAAGUCUGACAUCUCACAUGUUGACACACUCAGAAGAGAAACCAUUCUCAUGUACCGUUUGUAGUAAACACUUCCGAUCAAAGACAAGUCUGGAGAACCACUUUCGGCUUCACACGGGUGAAAAGCCUUUUGAAUGUUCCACUUGUGGAAAAAGGUUUAGCUUGAAAGGUAAUUUAAAUGCUCACAUUCUUCUACACAGCAAAGAGAAGAUUUAUAGCUGUAAAAUCUGUGAUAAAAAAUUCACUAAUAAAUCGAGUUUGGAUAGUCACGCUAAUACUCAUUCUGGUGAAAGACCGUGGACAUGUGAAGUAUGCAACAGGGCAUUCUCUUCUAAAAGUAACUUGAAAACUCAUGCAUUGCUGCAUGGUGAACGGCUACUUUCUUGUGAAAUAUGUGACCAAAAGUUUGCUCAGAAAGGAACUCUCAUGGGACAUUAUCAGGUGCACAAUAACAGGGAUACAUUUCCAUGCCAGCUUUGUGAUUUCGUGACUAACUCAAAAUCAGAAUACAAAUCUCACUCUUUGACUCAUUCUGGAGUUCUUUGGUUUGAUUGCUUCAUCUGUGACUUGAAAGUGACAAGCCAAGAAAAUCUUGAUGAACACAUCCUGCAGCACAAAGCUGAAAAACCUUUUAAAUGUAAUAAAUGUUGUAAACGGUUCUUUUCUAGGAAAGAUCUGCGAUCUCACAUGACAUGUCACACAGGGCAGAAGCAGUUCGCUUGCAAGUUCUGUGGAAAAGCUUUCACGCACAGGUGUUACUUGAAGAGCCAUGAACUGACACAUACUGGAAACCGACCUUUUAUUUGUGGCACUUGUGAUAAAGGCUUCACAAAGCAGAGUUACUUGACAGUUCAUCAACUUACACAUACCGGAAACAAAAUUCACCCCUGUAAUGUAUGCGGCAAAACUUUUACUUUAAAAACAAUCUUGAAAAGUCAUAUGCUCGUUCACUCGAAAUUGAAAAACAUCUCUUGCAGUGAAUGCAACAGAACAUUUACUGAAAAGUGCUAUUUGAAAAGUCAUCAACUGGUCCAUUACGGGCCCAAACGUCAUAUUUGUAGAGAGUGUGGAAAGGCUUUCUCUCAUAGAUGGAAUUUCAAGAACCAUCAAGUUACCCAUAUGGCUACCAGACCUUUCAAAUGUGAUGAGUGUGAACAAGGGUUUACUAGUAGAGUCACUUUGAAAAACCACAAAUUAGUGCACGAUGGUAUAAAACCUUAUGGCUGUGAUGAGUGUCCCAAAAAAUUCAAUAAGAAUAGCUCUUUGAAAAGUCACAAAAUGCUGCACAAUGGGAUCAAACCCUUUGCCUGCAAGCUGUGUGGAGAAAGAUACAAUCAUAGAACUAACAUGAAGAAGCAUUUAGAGAGUCACUCAAGAGGAAAAUCAUUUGUUUGCAAUUAUUGUGAUAGUAAAUUUUAUAACCAAUACGUCUUAAAAAGUCAUGUAACUAUAAUUCAUAAGGAGGAAACCCCUUACCAGUGUACUGCAUGUGAGAGAAAAUUUGCUUUUAAAGGAAACUUGAGAGUUCAUAUGGUGGAUCACAGUGGAAUAAGACCAUAUGAAUGUGAAACUUGCCACCAAACAUUCAGUUCAAAAGACGUUUGGAAAGAUCAUAGAGUAACACAUGGGUCGGAGAGGUGUAAAAACUGUAAAAAAAGAUUCUUGACUAAAGAAGAGCUGGAUGCACAUAUUGCCCAGAACCACAAGAAACGAGUGUUUCCAACUUGUGAUGUUUGUGGGAGGACGUUCAACAACAAGACUAAGCUACAAAUCCAUAAGAAAAGACACAAUGUCCCAACACCUCAUGAAUGUGAAGAAUGCGGAAAGAAGUUUACCCAUUUGUGCUACUUGAAAACACAUCAGCUGAAACACUCAGGAGAAAAACCAUUUGCCUGUGACAAGUGUGACAAGAAGUUUUCAUUGAAAUCUUACUUGAGGAAUCAUCAAAUGGUCCAUGCCAACUUUAAACCUUAUAUUUGUGAUGUUUGUGACAAGGCUUUUACUCAAAAAGCCAACUUGAAAAGUCAUCAACUUUUGCAUUCUGGCGAAAAACCUUAUCAGUGCGAUCAAUGUGACAAGUCCUUUACACAGAAAGCUUAUUUGAAGACCCACCAACUGAGUCAUAGUGGCGAGAAACCUUACUCGUGUGACUUGUGCGAUAAAGCUUUUACGCAAAAAUGUUAUUUGAAAGCACACAAACUUACACAUUCAGAGGAAAAACCAUGGAUAUGUAAGAUCUGUGAUAAGUCGUUUACACAGAAAAGUUACUUAAAAAGUCAUGAAAUGAUUCACAAUGAUGACAGGCCUUAUCCUUGCGAGCUAUGUGAUAAAGCUUUCACUCAAAAAUGUUACUUAAAGAAUCAUCAGUUGACACACACUGAUGAAAAACCUUGGGUGUGUGAUGUAUGUGAUAAGGCUUUCACCCAGCAAUGCUACUUGAAAACACAUCUCUUAAUUCAUACAGAUGAAAAACGUUUUGCAUGUGAAAUUUGUGACAAGAGGUUUAGUCAGAAGGGAUAUCUUAAAUCUCACAUGUUAAUCCACAGUGGAGAGCGUCCAUUUGUAUGCAACAUUUGUGAUAAAGCUUUCACCCAGAAAUGCUACUUAAAGGCUCAUGAAUCGACGCACUCGGAGGAAAAACCUUUUAUUUGUCUUGAGUGUGGAAAAGGUUUUACCCAGCGAUGUUACCUCAAAACUCACCAACUUGUCCACUCGGCCGAUAAACCAUAUGCAUGUUCAAUUUGUGACAAAAAAUUCAAACAGAAAAGUAAUUUAAAAAUUCAUGAGCUUAUUCAUUCUGGCGAGAAACCAUUUUCAUGCCAUCUCUGUGAUAAGAAGUUUCUUCAAAACAGUACUUUGAAAACUCAUCUCCUUACUCACAGUGAGGAGGGACAGUUCAACUGCAACAUUUGUGAUAAAAAGUUCACUUUGAAAACCACCCUGAACAACCAUUUAUUGACUCAUACAGGGGAGAAGCCUUUCGGGUGCCAAGUUUGUGGGAAACGUUUCCUACUGAAAGGAAGCUUAGAGAGUCACACCAGAAUUCACACUGGAGAAAAACCCUUUGAAUGCCAAGUUUGCAAUAAAAGAUUUACUCUUAAAGGAAACUUGAAGAUCCAUUCGUUGAUUCAUUCAGAAGAAAGACCCCAUGCGUGUACAGAAUGUGACAAGAGAUUUGUUCUCAAAAGCAGCCUGGAAAGCCAUCUCAGAAUCCAUACGGGUGAAAAACCUUUCAGUUGUACAGUCUGUGGAAAAGCAUUCUGCUUCAAGUCCAUGCUCGAUUCCCACUUUCGCAUUCAUACAGGAGAAAAACCUUUCCAAUGUUCCGAAUGUCCCAAAAGCUUUAGACUCAAAAGCACAUUGGAUGCUCACUUUAGAAUACACACUGGUGAGAAGCCGUUUUCAUGUCCACAAUGCAAUAAAAGUUUUUCUUUGAAAGGAAAUCUAUCGAGUCAUAUGAUGCUGCACAGCGGGGAGAAACCGUACGAGUGUGAAGUGUGCAACAAGAAAUUCACAUUAAAAUCCAGCUUAAACACCCACGCUCUGAUUCAUACUGGGGAAAAGCCGUUUGUCUGCACGGUUUGUGACAAAGGCUUCAGACUCAAGUGUAGUUUGGACGCCCAUUUCCGCAUGCACACUGGGGAAAUGCCUUUUGAAUGCAAUAUAUGUGACAAAAAAUUCAAUCUGAGGGGAAAUCUAAAUGCCCAUAUGUUGAUACAUUCUGGUGAGAAACCUUACGACUGUACCAUGUGCGACAAGAAGUUCCGUCUGAAGAGCAGCCUAGAGAGUCACAUGAGACUUCACACCGGUAUCAAGCCCUUCCCGUGCGGCAUCUGCGGGAAGACAUUCAGCCAAAAAAGUGGACUUGAAAGCCAUUUCAGACUGCACACCGGUGAAAAACCCUUUGCGUGUAAAGUCUGCCAGAAACGAUUCAGUCAGAAAGGGAACCUGAAGAACCACAUGAAGAUCCAUUCAAGAGACGAGAGUUACAAUUACAACACAAGGAUGAGGAGCUUCAACAACAUCAUCGAGAACAUGUUUAACGGCAGCCACUUCCUGAUCCCGCAACAAGAAGAGUUUUCUUGCAAGUUUUGUGGAUGCAAAUUCAAAGAAAAGUGUGAACUGAUGUUUCACGAGAUGAUGCACAGUAAGCAGAUGGCGAUUCCGAGCAUGAUGUUCAACCCAGCUGCCAAGCCCUUCCCUCUCAUGGGCUACCCUCCACGACCUCCCCCCGAGACCGUGUGUAUAGACUUGACUCUCCCACCCACCCGACACUACCAGUAAACAUUAUGUACAACAAUAUUACAAUCAUUAUUAGUGUGCAUGUUACUGAGGUGGCAUGCAUUGGACAAUGUCUAUUCCACCUUUUAAGGUUUAAUUAAUAAAUAAGCCAUAGAUAUUCUAAGUUACCAGUUUCAAGAGUAUGCUUGGUUUAUGAAUUGUGAGUAGUGAGUAAUUGAACAAGUAUUGUUGGAAAUGUUGGUACUUACCCAUAAAUUUGAAUGUACACUUAAAAUAAUUGUAAACAAAAAGGUAAUUAUGAGUAGACCACUGCUAACCCACCCUUAUGAAAUUUUAGGAAAGAAGUUUAAUUUAAGAUUUUUAGUUAGGGAUGAAAACACUAAUGAAAAUGUGGUCAUAAUUCACUGUCCUGUUUAUAGAUUUUUUAAAAUUAAUUAAUCAAUAAAGAUCAAUUAAUGAAGACGUGGCAUUUGCCAAGAAAUAUACAGUUUAGGUAGAUGUACAUAUGGAUAUUAAAAGGUAACAAAACAUUUAACCUUAACAAUUUUAAGAACAAUAAUAAAUUACAUACGUUUAAGUUCCUGGUUGAAAUUGUUUACAAUUUUUUAGGUCUCUGUUUUAGAUUUUUAAACCAACAAUUAGGCUACAAUAUUAUUUCUGUUUAUUGUAAUUUGAUUUAAUCUACUGGAAUUCUCCCACAAACCUUUUAACUUUUUAUUGUAUUAUAAUGUGCAGCUUAUACUUUCAUGAAUUUUACAUGUUUGAAAAUGUAUUCACAAACAAAACAGUAUUUAACACAGCAUUCCACUGGUUUAAGCUUUGUACAGUUUGAAUUUGUGCAAUUUAUUUUUGUUGAGGUUAGAAUGAACUAAGUCUAGUGUAAACCAUGUCUGAAUUUGAUUCAUAGUUUUUUUGUUUUUUCUUAAGUGAGACUGAUGUUACAUAAUCUAGUUUAGUAAAGGUGGUACUUUUUCGAAACAAAUAAUGUUUUGUACUUUAAGUUUAUUGUUACUACGUUAUAUUUGUAUUGUGUAUGUUUAUAGGUAUAAUCACUAGCAUAAUAAUUGCAGUGUCUACAACAUUUUAGUAUAGAAUACAUUUCUUGUUUUUAUCGCAUAUAUAAUUUAGUUGUAUUGUUUUUUAUUCAAAGAAGUAUUACUAGAAAGGUGCAUGCUUAUACAAGGUGCAUUUUUGUUGAACAAAAUAUUAAGUUUUUGUUACUGUAUUGGUAUUAUUUUAGAAGUGGUCUUCAUUUGUUAUUAUCAAUUAGAAAAUAAUUAGUAUUGGAUGUUAAUUAUUUUGUUUUUAAUAACCAAAGUUAGUUUUUUACUACUAGAAAUAUAUUGAAAUGUUACUGUUUCUAAAAGGUUACCCUAUGCAUAAUGUUCUUUAUAGUUUCUAGUUAAGUUUCUUUUAUAAGGACUUAGAUGUUUGUCCAUUUAUAUUUGUUUAAGGAUGUUACUGAUUUUACCAACCCAUUGUGGGAAAAGGAUGUGGCGCACACCUUACAGAGUAAAAAUAAUUAUUGAUUUUUUUUAUUUUCUCAAUAUUUUCUAAGAGUUAGAUUGAAUUAUUCAAAAUUUGAUUUGGAUUUAGUCCUAUUAGAUUACUUAAAAAGUUAAAAUAUUUUAUCAAAAUCAAACAACGCCACGUUCAAAACUAAUUAGUACAUAAAACAAGUAGAGGGUGGUUACCGCAGAAUCAAAUAGAGUUACCAAAGAUGCACUUAAAGGAAAGCCAAUGAGUAUGAUUUGAUUACCAUAAACUUUUAUCUAAAACAUUUAAUGAAUCAUGUCAAGGACAUAAUUUAUGUGAAUGUCUAUUUCAGCAAGUACUGUUUAGCCACCGAUGUGUAUAUAUUGUUGUUAAUGAAUAAGUAGUCUAGAACUUAAUGUGUCCAAUAAUCAAAUAGUAAAAAGCAGAAUGGACUUAAAAGUAUAAAUAGAAGUAUAACAAUCUCAGACAGAAUAAACUAGUUUAAAAUUAUGAUUGUAUGCUAAAAAGUAUGUUUGCAAUUACCCCUUGAGUGAAAGUAUAAAUUCAAUAAACUGGUUGUUUAAAAUUGCGGUAUAUUAGCACAUUCUGUGUUAACAUUUCUGGUAUCUACCAAAGCAACUGGUUGCCUCGCAAAAUGAAAAAUUGUUGACACAGAGAAUAAACUAUGUAGUCACGACGUGAAGUCAGAUCCGUUGGUUGAAGUGUAUUAAGAUAUUCACCACGCUGCUUGUAGUCUUAAAGUUUAAUUUCGUAAAGUUUGACUCAAUAAAUUAAAAUUGAAGUUAUGUUAUUUCAUUUGUUAAAUAACUAAACAAAUGAUAAAAAAAUCUACUUAUUGCCAGAGGAGUUAUUCAAUGGAACUUUCAUAAGAUGUUUCUAUUUACAUCCAUUUCAAAUGCAAUUACUGUUGUUACCUGUUAGAACCUGGUAUAUUUAAAUUUAAUGAUUUGUUGAUUUAUUGAUUUCAAUGUACCUUAGAGUGUGGGGUAUUGAACACUCUAAUGGAUUCAAGAUUAGUGCUAAUGCAGUAACCGGUUUUUAUAAAGCAGAGCUUAAGCUGUAAGUCCACUUCUAUAGGAAAAGAGUAUAGGUGCCCAAGACAAAGAAAACUCUCAACUAAAAACAUUACACCAAUUGCAUUAUUACAUCAAAUCCUAUUUAUUCAAUUGAGGAGUAUAACCAGUUGUAAAUAUGUAUUAUAAGCCCUGUUAGCUAUAAGGAAAUGACACUAUUCCGUUGUAUGACUCAUGUACACAUUAUGAAUAAAGAUUGAUUUGAUUUGAUUUGAUUUGAUUAUACGUUAGUUUAUGAUAACAACUUAAAAUACAGUCCAAAAAGCAAUCAAGUUAAGUUAAAUUUAGAGACAUACUUUUAUGUUUACAAAUAAUAAUCUUUAUAAAUUCACUUAAAACAUUCUGAAUCUUAUAUAUGUGUUGGAAUUAAAUGUUUUACAAGUUAGAAUUACUUUUAAAACUUCCUUUUUAUUGUCUUUCAAUCAAAUUUAUACAAUAUCCCCACUAUAAGCUUGUGUAAUUUUAUGAUUUUGAUCAAUUACAUCCCAAUUUCUAUUAGGAAAUCGAAUGAUUUAGUUUUUUUCAGAGUUGCCGAGUCCAUUCUGCUUACAGUAUGUUCAGUGUAUACAGUAUAACUAUAGUGCAGUAUUUAAAUGUAGAGGUUUUACACUGCCUAUGUUUAUGCAUGUAGAACAUUUUGAUUUAGUUAACGCAAGUAGUACAUUCUGUCAGUCUCUUAGCAAAGUGCCAUAUUAUUUUGUUACAUUCCUUACAUAGAGCCAUCUCUAGAUUCCAAUCUAGUGUUGUGUGGACAAUGUAUCAUUGUGUUUUUACAACAAGUAUUUCACUGUUGUUGUCAUUGUUUAGCGAUAUCUGCACAUAUUGAUGUAUUUGUAUAGACAACGACAAAUACAUUUAUUG
Macrosteles quadrilineatus (aster leafhopper) is the source of this 9799-nucleotide messenger RNA. Its product is annotated as zinc finger protein 208-like. Lineage: Eukaryota; Metazoa; Arthropoda; Insecta; Hemiptera; Cicadellidae. Gene Ontology annotation, biological process: regulation of transcription by RNA polymerase II. The transcript has 7 exons. Gene Ontology annotation, molecular function: DNA-binding transcription factor activity; RNA polymerase II cis-regulatory region sequence-specific DNA binding. The record is from RefSeq and is a predicted model, not a curated record. The coding region runs from base 141 to 6410 and encodes 2089 amino acids.